Molecule: messenger RNA, 417 nt
Organism: Papaver somniferum (opium poppy)
Lineage: Eukaryota; Viridiplantae; Streptophyta; Magnoliopsida; Ranunculales; Papaveraceae
Exons: 1
Coding region: 1-417 (138 amino acids)
Source: RefSeq, a predicted model, not a curated record
AUGAAUGCUCCAAUAACUUUCGAUACUGAGGAUGUAGAGGAUGAUAUGGAGGAUCACAACGACCCCUUGGUUCUCACGUUACCCAUCGCGGGAUGUACUACUAGGAAGGUCCUCAUCGAUGGAGGGAGCUCGGUCAAUGUAUUGUUCUAUGACAUAUUCAAACGAAUGGAGUUGAAUGAUGAGCAAUUGAUGUCCUCGUACUACACCAUAUACGGAUUCAAUGGGGCCCCAACGAAGCCUUUGGGAGAUAUUGUAUUACAAGUAAACGCAGGACCCAUGAAGGUUGAUACACGAUUCAGCGUAGUGGACGCUCCUUCUCCUUACAAUGCCAUCAUCGGCCAAAGAUGGGUACACAAGCUCAAAGGAGUAGCAGUGACCUAUCAUCAGUACCUUAGAUUUCCAACACAGAAACGGUAA